Molecule: messenger RNA, 1487 nt
Organism: Cotesia glomerata
Lineage: Eukaryota; Metazoa; Arthropoda; Insecta; Hymenoptera; Braconidae
Exons: 1
Coding region: 276-1328 (350 amino acids)
Cellular component (GO): nucleus
Molecular function (GO): DNA binding
Source: RefSeq, a predicted model, not a curated record
CAAUAAUUGGUGUUGUGAAUUAUCGAGUGCACCACUAAAAUGUCAGUUGUUCAGUAAUUAGAACAUUUAUUAAAAUCAAAGCACCAUUGAAUGAACAGGGUAUUAUUUGCUGAUAAUGACGAGUUAACUUCAAAAUUUACGGUUUGAGUUUUAAAGAAUUAACGAAAUAAUUAAUAAUAAAUUAAAAUAAUACAGAAUUUUUUUUUUAAGUUAAAACAAGUAUUUAUUUUUUUAUUUUUAUUUCAGAUAACUUGAUUAGAUAACUGUGUGUUAAAAUGACACCAAAAGCUCUAGCUAAAAAAAAGAAGUCGGUUCAAAACCGCCAGAGAUGCCAAUAUACUCCUGAGGAUUUAGAAAAUGCUGUGAAUAGUAUAAGAAAUUCAGAAUUAAGUAUGAACAAAGCUAGUCAGACAUAUAAUAUACCAAAGGCUACUUUAUCUAGUAAAGUAAAACACAAUCAUGCUGUUCACUGUAAGCUAGGUCGCUCAACGAUUUUGACAACAGACGAAGAGGAUAAAAUAAAAAAUUUGAUCUUAAAUAAAGCUAAAUUGGGUUUCCCUAUGUGUCGUGAGGAUGUUAAGAAUGCUGUUCAAAAAGUUUUAAAGGAAAUGAAACGUGAUAACCCUUUUAUUGAUGAUCGUCCUGGAUGCAAAUGGAUGGAAUUAUUUUUAAAUAGGCAUGCCGAAAUAAGUUUAAGAAACAGUGAAGUUUUAUCAAAAGCUAGGGCUUGUGUGACAGAAGAAGGAAUUAGAGAAUGGUUCACUGGUUUACAAAAUCAUAUUGAAAUCGAUCUUGGACUACAAGAAUUUUUCAAGUCUCCGGAGCGUAUUAUUAAUUUAGAUGAACUUGGUAUGUCUCUGUGUCCAAAGACUGGGAAAGUUUUAGGCCCAAAAGGAGAAAAAAAUUUGUACAGAAUCGCUACAGGAAUAGAAAAACAGUCUAUCAGCGUCCUUUGUUCUUUUUCUGCAGAUGGAAACUCUUUUGACCCGAUGAUAAUUUAUGCUUAUAAAAAAAUGCCUCUAGAUAUUGCUAACUCCCUUCCUAAGGGAUUUGCAAUAGGACGAAGUGAUACUGGUUGGAUUAAUAGUGCUAAUUUUUAUGAGUACAUUGCUAAUGUAUUAUACCCUCGCCUUAUUGAAAGAGGAACAAAGUUUCCAGUUUUGAUAUUAUGCGAUGGGCAUAAAUUACACAUUAACAUGGAUCUUCAUCGUUUCUGCGUAGAUAAACAAAUUAUUCUAUAUUGUCUCGUACCAAAUUCAACGCAUAUUUUACAGCCAUGUGAUAUUGGCAUAUUUUAUCCUCUUAAGUUGAGUGGAAAAAAGUGGUAGCAGAUCAUUCUCAAACAUCAACCACAUCUAUUACUAAAGUCAAUUCCACAUCCAUGUUUAAAAAAGCAUACGGCAAAGCAGUGAAACCGGAAAUUGUUAAGAAAGCAUUUGAAGCAUGCGGACUUUGUCCAUUUAAUCCUGACCGGGUUGACUACUCGA